UCCAAUCUCCGGACGGUGCGGUGGAUUUAUCGCUGUUGUAUGCUCUGGAAAAUCCGAGUGGAGUUCCAAAAUAAUCGGGCAUCGUGCGAAUUGCUGAUUUUUACUGGAUCGACAGCACUAGAGCGCGAUGUUUCCAUCAUGUCGGACAGGAACAAACGGAAUAUGAAGUCGAGAUUGAGUGUUGUGGAAGAAGAAAUCUUAUAAAUAUAAGUGGGACAAGAGUUUGAAGUGUUGAAUAAGGGUAUUAUUUAAGGGAAAUAUGGACGUUUUUAGUUAUGUGUUGAUAGUUUUAACUACUGUCAGUUAUAUUCCAGCAGGUGAAGCUAUAUUAUGUUACCACUGUCAUCAGACCACAAAAGAGUGUAACAACGGUGUUUUAAGUUCGAUAAAACAGAAGAAUUGUACAGAAGAUAAAUGUGCCAUUAUUAAAUAUGAAACUCUAAUGCCCGGUAGGAACGUUCUGGCCACCAUGAGGGACUGCGUACUUCGAGAUGCCGAAGAACUGUCAGAAAAACUACAUUCGAUCCAAAAACCUAAAAUCAUCUUUAAUCGACCUGUAGCGAACCUCUCUAAUAACACCUAUUUCAUAACGACACUUAGCAAAAAAUCUUUUUAUUAUUUUGGAUUUUUGGACUUAUUAUAUUUAUUUGCCCCAUCCAUUGUUUUAUCCCAAGUAAUAACAUGUCACAGAUGCUUCGGAAAUACGUACUGUAACAAUGCCAGUCAUCCGGAUUUUCAAGCGAACAUCAGAGUUGCAGGCUGUGGUACCUUACUAAGUACCAACAAUGUUGAAACGGAAAAUGAAGCCAAACUGAGAGCGAUAGAAAAGAAGAUCAAUCCAGGGAUAUCUACUAUGAUUGAUGGAGUCUAUCACCAGUGCAUUACUGCAACAGUUUUUGAAGGUAAUGAAGCUUUCACCAUAAGAACAUGCCAAACGAGUGAUCUACCUGAGCCAUACCUGUGCGAAAGAAUUCGCGGUAGUCUUGUACCAGCAAGGACAACUGGAAGCCAAUUUAACUGUACCCAAUGCAGUUCGGACAACUGCAAUACUCACACUCUGCAACGCCCUCUGGGAAGCAAAGCGACCGGUAUCAAAACUUGGUCUCUUGGUCUUCUUCUCGCACUCAUCAUGGCCCAUUUGAAGUUAAAUUAAGUUUUUCUGACUUUUGUUCGAUACUCUUUACCACAAAUUAAUAUUCUUUACUUUAUAUCAAAUUAUUUUAAGUAAAAUUUAUUUUAUAUGUAACAUUAUUAAAUUAAUAUUGAAAUUAUAUAGUUUUAUAAUUUCUUGUAUUUAGAGAACUGAUUGUAAUUAUAUAAAUAAAAAGAAAAAAGUAUUUAAAUUGCAUACAGGGUUGUUCGCCACAUACUACACGGAGUAUUGUA
Molecule: messenger RNA, 1386 nt
Organism: Sitophilus oryzae (rice weevil)
Lineage: Eukaryota; Metazoa; Arthropoda; Insecta; Coleoptera; Curculionidae
Exons: 7
Coding region: 260-1153 (297 amino acids)
Source: RefSeq, a predicted model, not a curated record